AAAUAAUAAAUUUGACUAGAUCCGCCUGCAUCGGCACGACAGUCCACGACAGUCACGGCGAUGUGUCAUUGCCCAGCACCAGCCAAUCGCUGCAUCCUGAUAAGAUGCUGCGCUAGCAGAUCGCCCGAUUCUUAACGCGCGCGCUAGCCUCCCCACACAUGAACAUGCAUACAUCCAUACAAUAUAAUUAUCAUUUAUAUUUUAUGUGUAUUAUACUGCUGCUUCCGGCGGCGAACUCCGCCACAGCGCUUGUGACACCCCAGUCUUUCUUUCCAUUUCAGUCUCGAGUCCAAGCCUCGACGCAUCGGGCUAGCUCGGGCUGCAGUGGGGCCGCUCGGCAGCCAAUCGCGGCAGGCGUGCAUCACCUACAUAUAUCCAAUACGGAGCAUCCGUAUCCUGCAUGAACAUUUCUUCGGUAACGACGUCGGCGACUGGAAUGUCGAUACAUUCCUGACUCCUCUGUAUUGGAU
Molecule: messenger RNA, 470 nt
Organism: Talaromyces proteolyticus
Lineage: Eukaryota; Fungi; Ascomycota; Eurotiomycetes; Eurotiales; Trichocomaceae
Exons: 2
Coding region: 159-404 (81 amino acids)
Source: RefSeq, a predicted model, not a curated record